CGAGUGUUGUUAUUUUUUGUUUAUAUAGCUUGACAAACGCUGAUAUUUUUAUGAAGUAUCACUCGACUUGUUGGUAACCCUUUGCAGAACAAGAUACUUAUCAUGUGCUCAUGUGUCUUCGUUACCUGUCCUGAACCUGGUCUGUUGGAGCAACAUGUUGGAGUGUGGCAUGCUGGAGCAGGACAGACGGGCUCUGCGGAGAGGCUCUGUCAAUCUGUGCAAAGAGCUUGUUGUGGAUGAGAUGCUCAUUCAGACCUUACAGUCAGAUGAAAUCCUGACUGAGAGCAUGGCUGAAAACAUUAUGGCAGAGCAAACACCUCAGAAACGAAGCUGGCGCUUACUACAGCUCUUACCAAAGCGAGGACCCAGGGCCUUCAGCAGCUUCUGCUCAGCUCUAAGAGAAACCGAGCAGACGCACCUGUGUGAACUGCUCACACAAUCACCUGAAAAAGAUGGAAAAGAAGUACGUGCAAAGAGUGUUCAGCAAGUGGAAGAGCCACAGGAAGGUCAUCAAGCACAGCAGACAACAGCAGAGAGGGGAGAGACUUCUUCCGUAGAUCGAGAGGCGUGGAGUGAGGUGAGCAGCACCUCAGGAGUGUCAGCAUUCAGAAGGUUGAUCCCGGUCAGGGAAGAAGACAGGGAGGGGGCGAAGCAGCAGACAAAGAAAAGAGGAAGAUGUGAUAAGCACACAGAUAGGUUUGUGGACUCUCCUCUCCCCGUUUCAACCCAAGAAGGAAUUACUGCCAAGAGAGUAAGGACACAGGAGUCCAUGGAGUUCAGUCUGGAUGCAGACAGUCCCAUCAACACUCCUGUGCUCCCAUGCACGCCUGACUUUUACCUCUCUCAUUGCCUGAAGUCCUACAGAAUGAAGUCAUCCCCUCGGGGUUUUGCGUUGGUGAUCAGUAACGUGACCUUUGACCCUUGUGCUGCACCUGACCUUGACCCUAGGAAAGGAGGCGAGGUGGACGAUGAGGUCCUUAGGAAGGUCUUCACAGAGCUGGACUACCUGGUUACAGUCCACAGAGACCUCACUGCUCAGGGCAUGAGGACGUGCAUUGAGAACUUUAGCCGACGACAGGACCAUCAGACGAUGGACAGCUGUGUGGUGUGUCUGCUCUCACAUGGAGUGGAAGGAGCCAUAUAUGGCACAGAUGGAGAGCUCAUGCAGCUGGACUGGGUGUUUGGGACCUUUGACAACGCGCACUGCCCGCUGCUACAGAACAAGCCAAAGAUGUUUUUCAUCCAGGCCUGUAGAGGAGACGAGAUGGACUGUGGAGUGGAGCAGAUAGACGGACCAGUGAGGACCUGCUCUCCAAGCUGUGAACAGCAUGACGCUGGGAGGGAAGGACAGGGGGACUCCAGACAGAGAGGGGACAUCGGCAGAAACAGGAUUAAACUGCCCCAGCGCUCAGACAUGAUCUGUGGCUACGCAUCUCUCAAAGGUCAGAGAAUUUGCACGGCAGCCAUGAGGAACACUAAGAGAGGAUCCUGGUUCAUUCAGGAAAUAAACUCAGCUCUCCGCCUGCAUGCCAGAGACACACAUGUUGCAGACAUGCUAGUGCAGGUGAACGGCCGCAUCAAGGAGCGGGAGGGAUAUGCUCCUGGCACCGCCCACCACCGCUGCAAAGAGAUGUCAGAGUUCACCAGCUCAUUGUGCAAAGACCUCUACCUUUUCCCCAAGUACCAGCCCCAGUAUUGAUACACCAAUAUGCACUGUUACAGACUAACACACAGACCAUUCCUAUACAUCAAAGCCUUACUUUAAGGACAGGAAACUGAUAAUUCCACGCCAAACACUGCCAGAUGCUAGUGCAUUCCUCUGUUAUAGCUAUGUCCAAAUUAAGGGUUUAUUCAUUCAUAUUUUCUAUGUAAAUACAGCCUCAUCAAACCCACAGACAUGCCACACACACACCUCCAUUAACUCAUGCAAAAUGUCAAGCUUAUGUUAAUGUAUACGGGAAAUGGGUAACGUAUUACUACUUUUUUGUAUCCAUGUGUCUGUCAAUGCCAGUUUAAGGGUUUAAAUGUAAAUCCUAUUAAAUCAAGACUAUUUUUGUUUUCCUACUGCACAGCUGUUUUUAAGGCUUGAAGCUCUUUUAGAAAUGUAUUUUUUACACAGAUCUAUUUUUAUGUCUUUGUUUUGUAUGAAUUGUUCUACAAGCAUUUUAAGCCCAUUCCCUUCGUUUGUAUAUAAUGCUCAUUGUAUGAUAUGACCACUUCUUUGUUGUUGAACGUAGUCGCAGGCAGGGGGCAGCAGAGCAGAGACAAAUGCAUUUCAUCAUCUCUCAUCAUCGAUAUUCCUAAUAACUCCUGCAGUUAGAAAUUAUCUUUGCCGUCAUGAUUGCAGGCAGCUUUCAUUUCAGUUAUCACCAACCACAGUGCUGAUUAAAUUGCAGCAGAUUUUUUUUUUACUUGUUCUUAUUUGAAAAGUUGUUCUUAUUUGACUCAAAGAGGAGAAACCGCUACAGAGCAGCUUUAAAAAGAAGACCUUGAAUUUUCUCAGUCAUUGUGUUUUUUAACUCUUCUUUUGAAUGUUCAGUCAGGACUGUGGAGUUACAGAUCUCUCUUAACAUCUCACGUAUCUGCUGUGUCACUGUAGAUGCGUCUGUCCCGUGGUGGGCUGCCAGGGGAAUGUGGUGCUACUUGUGGGGUCAUAUACCUUUUAGUAUGACCUCUGACCUUUACACUAACUCUGACUCCGAGUAGUGUCACUCCCUACGUGGGAGGUGCAUAUUUAGUGACUCUCCCUACAGUUUGCUUUGUGACAUUUCACUGUAUGUGGUACAGUAAGGAUAAAACAUGUAUUUCACGUCUUCCAAUGCUAAUAUGCAGUUUUCUACAGCAGCCUGUGCCACGUGAGGAUGAUCUAUUAGAUGAAUUUAAGACCAUGGAGUUUUCACAGUAGGCUAUAUUGUAUCACUUUGGUACCCCCCACACCCCACCCAACAAACUGAGAAAUCAAUUUAUCAAGGCUGUGUGAGCAUUGAUGUUUCCCAGAAAAGCCCUGAGCAGGCAAAGUGUGUUUGGUUACAACAGUGUUGUAGUGAGGAAAACAGAAUACAUGGUCGAAACAGUAUUGAUCCUUUACCAUGUGUAAACAAAGAUGCCUUUAAGUGAGUGUGAGGCGCUUGUGGAAGAGUUAACCCUUAUCUGAAAGGUGCUCACUCCUCUUAUCCUUUAGUUUUUUUGUGAUCAGGAAAUAUAAAUUAAAAAAGAAAAACAUUGGAGUGGUAUGAAAGGGGAACUCUGCUUCAGGCGGAGAAGUCUUGAAGGUUGAUAUUUGCUGCCAAGCUCUGCUGAGUUUCAGUGUUGGGGGGGCCAGAGAGAUUUCAUUUCUGUCAAUGCAAAUGCUGCCAAAUGUUCUCUACAAUAAACCGGCCUUGAUUUUUAAACUA
This is a messenger RNA of Notolabrus celidotus (New Zealand spotty), 3395 nucleotides long. RefSeq names its product caspase 2, apoptosis-related cysteine peptidase (gene casp2). Gene Ontology annotation, biological process: proteolysis; regulation of apoptotic process. Gene Ontology annotation, molecular function: cysteine-type endopeptidase activity. The coding region runs from base 155 to 1699 and encodes 514 amino acids. NCBI's taxonomy places the organism in Eukaryota, Metazoa, Chordata, Actinopteri, Labriformes, Labridae. The record is from RefSeq and is a predicted model, not a curated record. The transcript is spliced from 13 exons.